Bipolaris maydis ATCC 48331 is the source of this 677-nucleotide messenger RNA. RefSeq lists its product as uncharacterized. The record is from RefSeq and is a predicted model, not a curated record. NCBI's taxonomy places the organism in Eukaryota, Fungi, Ascomycota, Dothideomycetes, Pleosporales, Pleosporaceae.
ACAACAACCACGGAAGUUAUCGCUGCCGCUGCAUCAAUUCAACGCGAGCAUACCUUCAAUUUCAAAGCUAAUUAAUCCUUAAUUUCAAUAUCCCGAUCAGCUCUAUCGCCGUCAUCAUGUUUGGCUCCAAGAUACUCGCGGUUGCUGCGCUUGCGCUGGGUGUCGUCGCUCACGAGACUACCUGUCCAGCACCCACAACCAUCACCAUCACCGUCACGCACUCUAUUACCCGGCCUGGACCGCCACCAACGCCUUCGAGCUCGUAUGCACCUCCUCCUCCUGCUGAAUCGGUCGUAGUGCCUAGCGUGAGCAGCGUUGUCAGUAUCACUAGCGCUGCAACGCCCCAUGAGCCUAUUCCUACUUCAGAGACUGCUGCACCCUCUGGCCCGACUCCAAGUAUUGCUCCGUCAGCGCCACUUGAGAGUUCUCCCGUCCCCUCUGGUGUUACUACUGUACCUGUCGUCGUCGCGCCGUCCACCGUUGUGCCGUCUGCCUCUUCAACCGUCCAAGUACCACCAGCCUCGAGUCCUGCUCUCCCAGAGGUGACUACGAAUGCAGCUGCUGUUGUCGCGCCCUUGACUGGUCUGGGCUCCCUCUUCGCUAUUGGCUUUGCAGCCCUAGUUGCCGUCGUCUAACACGACUUUGUGCAUAUAUGAAACCAAGUUCGAUUUCGGAUC